This is a messenger RNA of Cuculus canorus (common cuckoo), 7368 nucleotides long. It is a transcript of the gene SUSD1, whose product is annotated as sushi domain containing 1. The record is from RefSeq and is a predicted model, not a curated record. Gene Ontology annotation, molecular function: calcium ion binding. NCBI's taxonomy places the organism in Eukaryota, Metazoa, Chordata, Aves, Cuculiformes, Cuculidae.
CUGUUCGUCCCGGGGAGGAAAGGGGCCUUGCUGCGGGGCCCCGGGCGGCGGCGAUAAGGGCUGCGCUGGCGGGGCGGGCGCGGGGCUCCGUCCCGGGGAGGAUGCGGAGGCGGCGGCGGGGACAUGGGCAGCCCGGGCGUCGGCCGGGGGCUGGGGACGCUGCUGCUGGGGCUGCUGGGGCUGCUGGGGCUGCUCCCGAGAGCGGGGAGCCGGGUGAUUGUGGACAGAUCAGUUCCAGACGUCUGUGCAACUUGCCACAUUCAUGCUACGUGUCAUCAAAUUGAAGGAAAAAGUGUCUGCAUCUGUAACUAUGGGUUUGUAGGCAAUGGAAGAACUCACUGCCAAGAUAAAGAUGAAUGCCAAAUUGGAGCCAGCAAGAUCUGUGGAAAUCACACACUGUGUCAUAAUACACAUGGGAGUUUUUACUGUGUUUGCCUUGAUGGAUUCCGAGCCUCCAACAACAACAAGACAUUUAUUCCCAAUGAUGGCACAAACUGUACAGAUAUAGAUGAAUGUGAGCAGUCUGGGCUAUGUGGUCACAAUGCAAGAUGCGUGAAUACUGAAGGAAGCUACAAGUGUUACUGCAAUGAUGGUUAUAAAUUAGAAACUGGAGAGCUUUCUUUUAAUCCAGAUGGGAACACAGUUUCAUGCAAAGAAAUUGGAUGUGGUUCACCUCCCGAAAUGGAACAUGGCUACAUUGUGGGGAACUACAGCUUGCUACCAGGAAGUGCGGUUCAUUAUGAAUGUGAAGAAGGGUUUUAUAGUGACAUGGGAAAGUUCUCAUAUUGCACUGCAAAUGAAACUUGGGAACCUGCCACUUUAAGCUGUAAAGGUGUGGAUUGUGGAGAUCCACCGUCUGUUUUAAAUGCACAUCCAGAAUCUGUAACUGGCACCACAUAUGGAAGUGAAGUUACUUACCAUUGUGUUCAUGGUUACUUUAUUGCAAGCGGCAAUCAGACUGCAGUCUGCCGUGCUAAAGGGCAGUGGGAUCAUACUGAUUUGGUGUGCAAAGAAAUAGACUGUGGCAAACCUUUGCUUAUUCCUCAUGCAGAAAUGAUCUGGGACAACACUACCACUCUACAGAGCAGAGUGUAUUAUCAGUGUAAAGAAGGGUAUUAUUUUAAUGGAGAAAAGAAUUUUUCAGAAUGCACAAUACAUCAGUCAUGGGAGAACAUUACGUACAUAUGCAAAGAGGAGGAAUUACUCAGUAAUGUGUCCAUAUUCAAUGAAACAUGUGUAAAGUGGCAAAGGAAAACUGGAAGACUGGAAGUGCAGGAAACAUACACAUUUCACAUACUGGGCCAAAGGUGGGAUGAGAAGACAUUCUCAGAAGAUGCGAUAUUUAACAUAACUACAAGUGAAGAUAACCCAAAAGUGUGUUUAGAUCUCGACUCUGGCAGUAACUACAUGGUGAAUAUUACUACCAUCUCUUCCACAAACAUCACUGUCUCAGUUACAGUAGCAUUUCAGACAAAGGUAAAAGAAGCUUUCAAUAAUGUAUUAAUUUUUAAUGAUACCUGCUUGAAAUGGAGGAGAAAUGUCAGGAGAACUGAUGUGGAAGACAGAUACUCAUUUCAUGUGCAAGGCCAGCGUUGGUAUCAGGCGGAGUUCUUUCAUGAAAUAAUCUUCAACUUCACGACACACAAGCUGGCUCCAGAAGUUUGUUUUGAUUUGCAGCCAGGCACCAAUUACUCUAUUAAUAUUUCCAUGGUAGCUUUGAAUUUUUCACUGCUCAUUUCCAUGACAACACAGAUCACAGAUCCCCCUUUCCCAGAUGUACAGUUUGUUGCAGUAAAAGGUUCUGCACCCUUGCUCAGACUCCGGACAGUAGAAGAUCGAAAUGGACCAAUCAGCCUUUAUCAAGUGAUUGUGCUUCCUCUGAGUUUGCAAAACACUUUUAGUUGUGACUCCUUUGCUGCUGCAACUUUCUUUAGUAACACCACUGACACUGAAGGAUAUGUGGCUGCUGAAUUUCAGGCAAAGGAUGUUGCUGAUAACAUGUCAAUUGCUCUUGGAGACAGACAUUACUAUGGAAAGUUUUAUAAUGCUCCUUUAAAGCUGGGAGAAGAAUAUUGUGUUCUUUUGAGAAUAAUAAGUGAGUGGAAUAAGGUGAGAACACAGUCCUGUGCUGUUUGGGCACAAAUUAAAAGUUUAGCACCCACUGUGCAAUACAUGACUGCUGUUGGAUUAGGGUCAGUUGCUGCUGUCUGCCUUAUACUAUUCCUGUCAUUCUCAGCGGCACGCUCUUAUCUCCACCGCACAGUGCUCUCCCCACCUGGUGCCUUAGCGUGCGAGGCUGUACAUUUAUCUGCUACAAUGGAUGUGGCACAAACAGGGAUUACAUCAUCAUUCGAGACUGAAAAUGUCUCUCUUCUCUGUUGCGUAAUCCCCUGAUGUCAGCGUAGAGAAAAUGCUUGCCAAAGCCAGCAUCUGUUGGGUAUGGACGUGUCUGCAGGGCACAUAUGUACUCUAGCAUGGGCAGUUGAAAUACGUUUGUUACUGGAAGUGAGAUGUUUUGUCUCCCCUGGUUCCCAGAUGUGUAAUACGUAAAGGAGAACCUUACUUCACAAACAGGUUUGCGUCGCAGACACUAGCAUGCAUCCUGUGUGUUGGCCACAGGCUUUCAGCUAUUCCAGCCACAUGAAUGCCUGAUAAUGAAUGUCUAUAUUGUACUUCAUUACAUGAAUAAUCCUCUGAUCCAGCUGAGACCAUCUGAGGAUCAGCUGCUACUUUAGAUACCUUAGGACAUAUAAGCUGACUCUUUUUUAGAGAAAAUGCAGAUUAACCCUUAUACAGGAUAAAGCGCUUAUUGUGUUUCCAAGUAUAAAGGUAGACUUCCAUCAAUUACUUACAGGUAAUGUACUCCAAUAACAAGUAUAGAGUUGUUAGGCAUGAAAUAGUCGUGUUUAAAUAGUGUCAGUGACAGAUGUAUUCCAGAGAUAUUGCAGUCAUUGAGCAUAGAAAUUUGAUAAUUGCAAAUAAUAUACUAAUCUCUAAAAGUACAGUUUGCCAUCAGGUAGUUUUAAUGACAUGUGAAACUAAAUUAAAUAAGGAGCUACCUGUGUUAAGUGCAGUUUUGUUAGUCUCUGUUCUAUAAUUACAGCCAAGUAAACCAUUAAAUCAUCAUCUGGUUAAUGAGCUGGUAUGUGACAUCUGUUUGGGGUAGCUUAAUAAAGUACAAUGAAACUAUAGCAUACUUCCAGUUAAUAUUUUUGCCUUCUGUAACAAAGAAUCAAAUACCUUUGAUUACUUCAAUUCCUGUUCAGAAGUUGCUUUGAGAUUUAUUAGCAAAAUCAUUCUGCUAACUGGUGAAAUAAAGAAGUUUUUCCUCAGUUUUGUAAUUUAUUCCAAGUUAUGUUUUGUGUUUUACCGUUUUGAAUACAUGGUAACUCUUUUUGGAAUUCUAAGUGUUUCUAAUUCCUGCUGGCUUUAUACUUUUAGGUGUUUUGUCUUUCCACAUUGUUUAAUUUUGGGGUUUUUGAUGUUUAAAAAGGAUAUUUUAAAGUGUAACAGCAGACUUCAUAGUUCCUAGCAGAGAGGAAUUACAAUCAAAGUCACAUGAGAGAGUUUUAACUGGAGCAUCUAACUGAGGGUGCUUUUUUCAGAUCUGGGUAGAUAUUAUUUCUGUUAUCCAUCAUUUUUGCAGCUUACUAAAUCUGCCCUUCAAGUAAGUUUUCAGUAGUUAGUAGCUGAGUAAGAAUACAUUUGUCUACAUUAGUGAUUAAGAGUUGGUAAUGUUUUCCUUCACUGACUGAGAAAGAACAACUUAACUGUUCACACUGGGCUACUUUUAUUUAAUUGUUCAGUUUCUCAUGGAGAAUUUGUUCUCACGCAUUCUGCUCCUAAUUUGCUUUCUCAGUGGAAUAGGUUGCCAAGGUUUGGCAUAGUGGUACAAACCGUACCACCUCAUUUACAUUCGUUCUCCUGCUGCUCUCAUCCUAUGAGAGAGUUCAUGAGCAGCUGUUCCUGAAAAAGUGAGAGCUCAAGAGGCAGGAAAUUAUUUAAAAAGACUGACAUGCCAUCCUUUGUUAAAGAAAACUUCUUCCACCUUUUCUUAGACCAGCUGUGUUCUAGUACAUUAUGCAGGGCUGGGAACAAAAAGUCCAUUUUGCUACUGAAGAUAGUUGGAAAGCUGGAGGCGUUCAUGUAACCUUAAACAAGUAAUUCCUUUUCUCUGUGCCUCUCCUUUACCUAGCUUAUCUUUUCAUAAUGUGAAGUUUUCAGUGCAAAGUUUCUUGUCAUCUAACAUCCACACUUUUGCUGUGACUUACAUAAUGUAUGUAAUAACUCAUUUGGGCAUCUCUGCACAGCAGAGUGGUGCAGUGUAUUAAUACCCAGGAAUGGGCUGAUAAAAGGGGAACAAUGAGGCAGGAUUUCCUGCCAUCUCCAAAACAGUUCUCCGAAACAGCUACAGUCCCGCAAGUUUCCCUCUUUCCUGCUGCCUCCUUUGUCACUCUUGGCAGACUUACCUCUGGCUGCGAGCCUGUCUUCAUAUGUUGUGUACUUAUCUUUCUUCCGUUUACAUCUGUUUCAGUUUAAUGUGGAAGGCACAGCAAAAUAAUUUAGCCUUGCCUCCUCAGAUAAUUAUGCGUUUGCUAGCAGUUUGUUUUUGGAGCCUCUGUCUUUCAGAAACAUUGCUCUAUUGAUUCCUAGCUUUCCAAUUAUAUUUUUAAAUUAUUUUUUAGUGAGAGUAAAAAUUUCAACAGUAGGAAAUUAAGAAUUAUCUAGAAUAGAAAAACGUUUUUAGAAGUUCUGCUCAGAACAACUAUUAUAGGACUGGACAAAAAGAACAACAUGAAAUUAUAGUAGCUGUAUUUACCUUUGGCUGUUAUAGAAAUAAGGUUGUAAAAUGAAGUUAAUCUGGUUUAAGAUUAUUGCUACUGAGGAGCAGUUCUCUGACAUUUCAUUAGCAGGAAAUAUGCUGGAAAGGGCAUAAGACUUCUGAUCAAAUACCUGCUUUCCAAAAACACAAAUACAUCUUAGGAGACAGUAGUUCUGCCAUUCUAAAUGGGGCUUUGAAGUUGGAAGUGUGUGUCUGUAGGGGAGCUUUUCUUACUCCGAUUUACAGUCCUCAUACUCAUGUGUAUGGAGUGCUCUAUUGUCACUGUAUUUUUUAUGUAGUAUCCCGUCAAACUAAUUGUGACAUUGACAUAAUCACACCCUCAUGGUUUGAGAAUUUCUAGACAUUUCUAAUGAUCCUUCGCCACUGUACCUUCCGUUAACAUUGAAACUAUCCUUUUUCUUUCAAUGUUUUUUGCUGUUUCCUCAGAUAUGUGCUCCACACCCAGUCCAAGUAAGGUAAAACGAACCAAAGCUGCUCUGCUUUUGCAGCUGAUCUCUACCUAUUCAUGGUGCUAUAUUGAGAUAUGCUACAUUGAGAAGCUGUUUGGUUUAGAUAUGUACCAAUGUCUGCAUUAUCUCCAAAGUGGGUUUGUCUCUAGAGGAAACAGCAAGUUGUUAGCCUUGGAUAAGCAAUUCUAUAUAAGCUUAUGUUAACCUUUUUUUUUUGUCUUUUAUUCUGUAAUAGUGAGAUAGCAUGCAGGUUGUUAAAAAUCCAGCAUUUAUGCUUGCAAUUGUGAUGAUGUGUCAAAUGAAAACCUUUUUCUUUGAGAAAGGUUUCUUUGAGAUUUCUUUGUUCUGGGUAAGGUGGAGACAGCCAGAAACCAUCCAGGCUUGUUUUGUUUCAGUAUUUAUAGUCUCAAUCAAUUUUUUUGUACAAGGCCAGAUACAUAGGCCAGUAUACUCUUUGUUUCUAUGUGUGAUCUCAGAUUUAAGUGUUGUCAGGCACUAUUCCAGGUCUUGCAGUGUUUUGCAGGGCCACUUCAUAUUCAGCAGAAUGCAGCCAGAAUCCAGUGUGAGCUGGCAGAUUCGUGAUUUCUAACUUUGAUGGAAGUAUUUCUGUUCCUAGUGACAGCAUUUCUAGCAAGUUAUGAAAGUCUCUGAAAAUUGAGCUGUUGCAUUGCUCUCAAGAGCAGAUUUGGUGCCUUCAGAUGACAUUCUGAGACUGAAAUUAAUUGGUGAUCUCCGUGUUGAGCUCUAGUGAAAAGGAACGAAUGUCAGUGGUGCAAAAGCACCUCCACAACUGCAGUUCCUGGCAGCAGGAGAAAUGUCUCUGUGAACAUCACAGACACUUGUUCCUUUUGGUUCUGACAGAGAUGAGGUCUGAGGAGGCAGAGGGUGAUCACAAUAGUUGUGGUAUGUAUACUUCUAUUUUGAGGUUAACAAACCCAAUACCUUUAAUGUAACAAGAAAAGUGGAAGUAGCUCUCAAGUUCUGUUUUUCCUUCUCAUGCCCUCCCUCAAAUGUUUGUGUGUUUUGGUUUUUUUUCCAGAAAUACUGCUUUUCUUCCUACGAUCGCACAGCUGAAUAAGGAAAAGUGAUUUUUUUAUCUUUUUUUCCCCCUACCCUAAUGCAGCACAAUUGAUGUAUUUCAGUUGCUUUUCAUGAUUUAUAUUCCCUGGUGUCCUUAUUGGGUUACAUGUUGUGAAAAACUGUAUACAUUAUAUAUGCAUAAUAUGUAUGUGUGGGUAUGUGUGUAGUUUAUUCUGUUUCUUCUAUUUCCCUUAAGUGAAGAUGUAUUGAGAAUUUCAGAGCAACUGUGGGGAAGUUCAGUUUCUGCCCCCAGGAGUAUUAGAAAUAUUAACAGACUAGGGAGCAACAGAGGAUUGUAGAAAUAAACUCAGUCGUUAAUAGAAGGUAAUUUCCUAAGGCAAGGAUUUUCCAGCUUUUAGCCCAGGAUAUUUUAGCUUGACUUUGAUGACAAUUCGUAACAAAGUCUCUCCUGUACCGACCAUGGAAGAAGUGAAAUGAGGAAAAUAGAUUGGAGUAGUCUGAUGAAGAUGUUUCAACCUAAUGGGCAUAAAUCUGCUAUGCUAAUACACUGGAUAAAACCUAACAUAGCAAGAAUACAGGGGUGGUAUAAGCCAGUUCUCAACUCUCACUUUUAGUCGGGUAAAAUGACCUACUCGGUUUGGCUCUUGGCCAUCAAUAAGCCAGUUCUCAACUCUCACUUUUAGUUGUGUAAAAUGACCUACUCAGUUUGGCUCUUGGCCAUCAAUUAAGAUGUUAGGAAGUUCCAUUUUGUUUUGCAUUCCUGUGAAUUCUGACCCCUUCUAGAUAUAUCCAUAUGGACAUUUGGCCAUACCUUUCCUAUCACCUCGUACAUUCAUUCAGGCACACAAAAACCAGAGCCAAGUGAAUGUGGAACGCCAAGUGAGUAGCAAUUGUAAAUACCUGCUGAGAGGCAGGGAAAUAGUGCUUAAACAGCACUUCUGCAUAUUUGCAGUAUAUCAGCCUCUUACUUUCAAAUAAUAAAAUUACUUUUAUGUGAUUAUGCAGCAUGUUUCAGAUUCGCGACUGGAGUAUUUU